AUGCAUCGACUUUUUGCUGAGAUGGAGCCAUCUCUAACCAUCACCGAGCGAAACCUGGCAGACCGAGUUCGGUAUAUCUUGCGCUCAAAUACAUUUGAUGUCACCGGACUCGAACGGCUACGACGUGAGGCUGGUCCUCCAUCGGGUGAAAAUGCUGCGGCUGAGGAUGCGGUGCCACAACUUUCUGAGCAAACGGCAAACGUGGAUGCCUCCGUGAAUACCCUAGUUGUGGUUGAUUCAAACGAUGAUGGAACAGUCGCCCAGGAACUAGAGCAAAUAAGGAGUACAAUGGAAGAGGCGAUUGUGGAAACGCGCAGAACGUCUCUCGAAAACCGACCGCGACUUCGCCGCAUAGCCUUAAGCAAGCGGAAUCGGGCUGUCGUGAGGGCUCUGAACCCAAUGCUGGUUACCUAUUUGGAAGCCAGCCGGGACCUUUGUGAGACGGACUCAAUUCUUUUUGGCGCCGUACUGGCAGUCUGCGGCCAAACUUUCCACGGCUGGACGCGCUACUGGACAAAAUAG
Parnassius apollo (apollo) is the source of this 522-nucleotide messenger RNA. Lineage: Eukaryota; Metazoa; Arthropoda; Insecta; Lepidoptera; Papilionidae. The record is from the annotation of a GenBank genome assembly.